Messenger RNA from Pogonomyrmex barbatus (red harvester ant), 4105 nucleotides. It is a transcript of the gene SA1, whose product is annotated as stromal antigen. The record is from RefSeq and is a predicted model, not a curated record. Gene Ontology annotation, biological process: sister chromatid cohesion. NCBI's taxonomy places the organism in Eukaryota, Metazoa, Arthropoda, Insecta, Hymenoptera, Formicidae. Gene Ontology annotation, molecular function: chromatin binding. Gene Ontology annotation, cellular component: cohesin complex; nucleus; chromatin.
AUGAUACACAGACGGGGAGGCAAACGGAUCCGCAUGGACGAUCCGGUGCCACCGGAAUAUGAGACGCCAAUGACGCCGAUGACUCCGAUGAACGAUAAUUCCGGCGGGGACGCGAACGAUUAUAACGCGUACACGCCGUACAAUCAGGCAUCUCAGACUCCACUGCACAAUCCCACACCGGAGCAUUACUCCUCUGAAAGCUAUAGUUCACCAGGUACAUCUCAACAGCAAUAUCAGGAACAAUCUGGAAAUUUUGAUAAUCAGGCACAAUUCGAGGCACCCGCUACACCAGCGGCUUCUAACAUGAGGAUCACGCGGAACACACGUGCCAGAAUGCGUGGAGGAGUGGUACAACAACCCAAAUACAAAGAAGUUGAUACGGAUUAUGUUCCAUCGUCUGGCACCAGGGGCAGAGGUGGUGGUGGACGAGGACGUAACAAGAGAGCACAUCAUUCGCACAGUUUAGAAGAUGAAGCUAGUCUUUAUAAUGUUAUUAGGAAUAAUCGUUCUUCACUUACUACCAUUGUUGAUGACUGGAUAGAAAAGUACAAAAGUAAUAGGGAAAAUGCACUGCUUAUGCUGAUGCAGUUUUUUAUCAAUGCAAGUGGCUGUAGAGGUCGAAUCACUUCCGAGAUGCAACUGACUAUGGAACAUGUAGCAAUUAUUCGCAAGAUGACCGAAGAAUUUGAUGAAGAAAGUGGUGAAUAUCCAUUGAUAAUGACUGGACAACAAUGGAAGAAAUUCCGCGCAAAUUUCUGUGAAUUUGUGCAAAUUCUUGUUCGGCAGUGCCAAUAUUCAAUUAUCUAUGAUCAAUUUUUAAUGGAUAACGUUAUCUCUUUAUUAACUGGUCUAUCAGAUUCUCAAGUAAGGGCAUUUAGACAUACUGCAACGCUUGCAGCUAUGAAAUUAAUGACAGCUUUAGUAGACGUUGCUUUAACUGUAUCUAUAAAUUUAGACAAUACGCAACGGCAGUAUGAAGCAGAGAGACAAAAAGCUCGAGAGAAAAGGGCGGCAGACAGAUUAGAAUCUUUAAUGGCAAAGCGAAAGGAAUUGGAAGAGAACAUGGAUGAAAUAAAGAACAUGCUUACCUAUAUGUUCAAAUCUGUUUUUGUUCAUAGGUAUAGAGAUACAUUGCCAGAAAUACGCGCGAUUUGCAUGGCAGAGAUCGGAGUCUGGAUGAAGAAGUUUCAUCAAAAUUUCUUAGAUGAUUCCUAUUUGAAAUAUAUUGGUUGGACUUUACAUGAUAAAGUUGGAGAAGUAAGACUUAAGUGUUUGCAGGCAUUGCAACCGCUGUAUGCCUCAGAGGAACUAAAAACAAAACUCGAAUUAUUUACGAGUAAGUUCAAAGAUAGAAUUGUUGCGAUGACGUUGGACAAGGAGUACGAUGUGGCGGUGCAGGCUGUGAAAUUGGUAAUCUCGAUCUUGAAACAUCACAGGGAGAUUCUCACUGAUAAAGACUGCGAGCACGUAUAUGAACUUGUUUAUUCAUCGCAUCGUGCGGUUGCUCAGGCGGCUGGUGAAUUUCUGAACGAACGUUUAUUCCGUCCAGAUGAUGAAGCUAUGGCGGGCGUUAAAACCAGACGUGGCAAGAAACGAUUGCCAAAUACGCCACUCAUACGCGAUCUCGUUCUGUUCUUCAUCGAAUCCGAAUUACACGAACACGGAGCAUAUCUAGUUGACUCGUUGAUUGAAACUAAUCAAAUGAUGAAAGAUUGGGAAUGUAUGACGGAUUUAUUAUUGGAAGAAGCUGGUCCUGACGAGGAAGCAUUGGAUAAUCAGAAAGAAACUUCUCUUAUUGAAUUGAUGGUAUGUUGCAUAAAACAAGCUGCUACAGGCGAAGCACCAGUCGGCCGUGGACCCACUCGAAAAAUUCUGUCAGUGAAGGAAUUGAAACAGGUUCACGAUGAUAAACAAAAGCUUACAGAACAUUUUAUUCAAACGUUACCAGUAUUGCUCGACAAAUAUGGGGCAGAUCCUGAAAAAUUGGCGAAUUUACUCGCAAUCCCACAGUAUUUUGAUUUAGAUAUUUAUACUAAAUCUAGAAAGGAAAUUAAUUUAGAUUCUUUAUUAAGUAAAAUUCACACAAUCGUAGAAAAAAUGCAUGAUACCGAAGUUUUGGAUACUGCGGCUAAAACUUUAGAACAUAUGUGUGUGGAAGGCCACGCUAUCUUUACCAGGUGUGAUGUUGCUCGUUCAACAUUGAUCGAUUCUAUUGUAAAUAAAUACAAAGAGGCGAUCGAUGAAUAUAGAAAUUUAAUUGAAGGAAACGAGGAACCAGAUGAAGAUGAAAUAUUUAACGUUGUUCAGUCACUUAAAAAAGUGUCCAUAUUUUAUGCUUGUCAUAAUAUAAAUCCCUGGGGCAUUUGGGAUUCAUUGUACAAGGAUAUUGAAGACGCAAAGGAUCCUUCAAAAUGUUUACCACACAAGGCAGUUAAAUAUUGUAUAAGUGCAUGUUUCUUCGCCAUCUUGUGGGGCGAAAAUCAUUUGAUGGAAGCUGUAGACUCGGGCAGUCGUGGCGAAGACGAAUGCCGGCAGUUGAAAGAACGAUUGCAUUCAUUCAUGGGUUCAAUGCGCCAUUUUGUCAGUGGUGACAGUAGCGGCACACCAUCGCCGCCAAUCUUGAGAGAAGUUGCAUACAAUACAAUAUGUGACUUGUUAGUAGUCUUUUGCAAUCAACUGACCACACAUACUAAUCCUCUGAUGCAUCAAUUGGUAUAUGAACCAGACCAAGCAAUGCAAAACAUGCUCAAUAGAUUUAUACAAGAGUAUGUCUUCUGCGAAGAGGAAGAUGAUGAACAUGAUGAACACUCUAAAAUCGAGGAGCUACAUAAACGAAGAAAUUUUUUAGCUGGCUACUGCAAAUUAAUCGUGUACAAUAUGAUUCCUACGAAAGCUGCGGCGGACGUAUUUAAGCAUUAUGUCAAAUAUUACAAUGAUUAUGGUGAUAUCAUUAAAACCACAUUAGGCAAAGCGAGAGAUAUCAAUAAAACAAAUUGUGCACUAACAAUGCAACAAAGCUUAAACAUUUUGUAUAACGAAAUAAUGACUGAAAAGGGCAAAGUGAACAGAAACAGUGAAGAAUUUACCGCGAUAAAAGAACUCGCGAAGCGAUUUGCAUUAUCUUUCGGCUUAGACGCUGUGAAAAAUCGAGAAGCAAUUACGGCUUUACAUCGUGCGGGUGUAUUAUUUGUCAUUACUCCACCAGAUGGUGCUGAACAGGAUCCUACAGGACCGCCGCCGAAUUUACCAUUCCUCGAGAUAUUGUCAGAAUUCACAAAUAAACUUCUCAAACAGGAUAAACGUGUAGUACUCAAUUUUCUGGAUAGACGGUUACAAGCUGGAAUGCCGUCUUCACGAGGAGAAGAUUGGCAACCUCUACUAUUUUAUAGAAACAGCUUAUUACAUGGCGAUACCGAUCAAGUCCCGGUUACAAGUAAACGAGCUUAUACGAGACGUAAAAAGGAUCAUUUAGCAGAAGAAGAAGAUGCUGAUGAACCUGAUGAAGGUUCUGAUCACGAACUUGCUGGCAAACAUAAGAAAAAGCGUGGUCCACGGAAAAAUCAAUUACCAGUUAAUAAAGGAAUGGCAACGCGUGGAACAAAAGCAAACACUUUUUAUGAAAAUAAUGAUGGCACACAAACGUCUCCAUCCGCAACUAUAGAGGAUACCUCGACAAGUCCUUCUCAAGAUAUUGAUAACAGGCUUAAGACAUUACAGAUACAGUCAAGAUCACGGCGAAGUCAAGAACAUGUGGAGCACAGGGAAUUGCGGAGAACCUCUAGAAACUCAGGGAGAUAUAUUGAAGGACAAUAUAUGGAAUCUGAUUCCGAAUAAGGGGAUGUUAUAGUCUUUAAAAACUUCACUAUCUCUCUUCUUCUUAAAUUUAGACGAUUGGAUUGUGAUACAUAUUCAAAGCAGCUAUGUGACUUCAAAAUUAUAAAAACAUACUUAAUUUAUAUGGAUGAUAUAGAAAAGCUUUUAAAACGAGUAUUAAUGUUUAUUAACGUUUUGAUAGACGAACGUUAUGUUGCAAAAUAACUGAGAUAAACAAAAUUUAUAAUUUUUCUGCGGAAUUUAUUUCAUUGUCAUGUUAUAACACAUAUAU